GCUGCCACCUCAUCAUCUCCAUCGUGUUUUUCUUUAACGUCUUCGUUUCACUUUUACUCCGAUUAGUAAAAGUAUUUCUAAAUUGAUCCCACAUACACAUGAAUCCUCCUUAUUCAAUAAGCACUACCAAAAUUAGCUAAGACCAAAGAAAUAGUUGGAUUUGAAUUCUUAAACUUGUGUGCUACUACAAACCACUUCUUGUAUAUUCUUUGUAUAAUAAAAAUAAUUCUAAAUCGUUCCACAUCCACAUGACUCCUCCUUACUCAAUCAGCAAAAAGCUAGAGCAAAAGUGGAACAAUUUGAGAAAUGUUGAAACAAUGUGUCUUCCAUUGUACUUAUUAUAGCAAGUUUAUGCUACUAUAAGCCACUUUUUUCGUUUUACAUACAUGAAUCUGUAAAAGUUAAUUUGUAUCACAAAGACACGGCUCCUAGUGGUUACUGAAUGGAGGAGAGAAUGUGAUGGUGACAGAAAACAGCAAAAGCUUUAUCCAAAAAUGGAUAAAUCAAGCUCUUAAGUGCGUGGGGUGGUUGGAUGAAGAAGAAGUUGAAGUAAAGGAAAAAACAGAGCAGAGAAAUCAUCUCUCGGCUAUAAAAACAGAGAGGGGGUCACAGCACAAACCACUACAAAAGAACAACACAGAGCAAGAGAUUCAAGUAGCAAAAACUAGUAUUCUUUCAAAAAAAAAAGGGAUGGUAGCAUUCAACUGGGCAGAGGUAAUUUGAGUUUGGCAGGUUACAUUAUCUGCUUGAAUUCUGGCACAUUCUAGAUGUAUCAAUGCCAUUUAUUUAUAAGUCAUUCUUUUAAGAUCUUGAGAUUACUUGACGUUGAAGACAGUUAGUAUAUAUUUAAGAAAGGUUUCUUGAUGGAACUACAUUGACUGGGGCAUGACUAUAGUUAUGUACUACUUGUUCAUUUUCCAUUUUGAUCUUACAUUCUUGUUGUUUCUUCUAAAUGACCUCCGUUUUCUAAUAAUACCAGCAUUUCUUGGCUUAAUAUGCUGAAGAAGGAUUCCUUUAUGAUGUUUGUGUUUUUUCCGUCGCAGGCUGACUUAGGAGUAAACAUAAAGACCCGGAUAAUGGCUGAAAAGUCAAUCUUCAAGACACUGUUGAUCACUAUACUUGCUGUUACUUCAGGUUCAGAUCUUCAUGUCCAAAUGAUCCGGACGGUGCUGAGUUUCCGUCGCCAUCUACCGUUGUUUCUACUGUUAUUGUUGUCAUGGACAUUUCCUUGUAGAGCUACCACCACCGGCAGAUCGCUUUUGCAUCGACUAGGGAAACCAAGCUCUUUUUCAUCCAUGUGGUUAUUGGCCAUCUUUCUUGUGGGUGCUGUCGUUGUUGUUUGUGUCUUCAUGAGGUUUUCAUCGAAAGGCAAAUCAGAAGAGGAUGGUAUUGUAAAUGAGAAGAAGAUAGAUACAAAAUCAGCUCCUCGUGCCUCAGGAUCAGGAGAGGAUGGUACUGAAAAUGAGCAGGUAGAUAACAAUUCAGAUCCUAGUACUGGAGGAUUAGGAGAGGAUGAUUUAGAAAACGAGAAAACAAAUUCAGAGUCAGAAGUCGUCGUAGGUUCUUCAGCUCAGAUAUCCAAGACGUAUGUUUUACCUGAUAGAGUAGUAGUGCAAGAACUCAGUACUGAGAAUGAUGAAUUAACCGAUGGGAAAAUGGUUAAUGAUAGGUUGUUUGUCUCAGCUAAGAAAAUGGAAUAUGGAAGAAAUGAGUCAAAUGCCUAUGAGGUGUUUUGGGGUGUUUUUGGUAAAAAACGUUCAGUGGCCGUGAAAUGUCUUGAUCUAUCCCAGGAUGCUUUAAUUCUGAACGAGAUUGGCAACCACUGUUUAUCUGACGACCACUCAAACAUCAUUAGGUUUCAUGGUGUGGAGCAAGACCAGAAUUUUGCUUACAUUUGUCUAGAGCCUUGGAAAUGCAGUUUAGAUGAUCUAAUAAAAUUAUGUGUGAGAAGAAUCAGUUUGAAUACUCAAGGCAAAUCGACUAAAGCAGUAGCUCCACUGGAUCCUUUGGAAAAAGUUAUGGAAAAAAUCAACUUCUGGAAAGAUGUGGGCAAGCCAUUACCUAUAAUGCUAAAACUAAUGAGAGAUAUAGUUUCUGGCCUUGCCCACUUGCAUGAGUUGGGGAUAGUUCACCGGGACUUGAAUCCACAUAAUGUGCUAGUGAUAGUGAAAGAGAUGACUUUGAUUGCCAAAAUAUCCGAUAUGAGCUUAAGCAAGCAUCUCGGUGGGGAACAGUCAGCCUAUAAACACCUUGACACAUGUUAUGGUAAUUCGGGAUGGCAAACACCGGAGCAGCUUCGGAAAGAAAAUGAAGAUUUUCCAGUUGAUAUGUAUAGGUUUGGAUGUAUCCUAUAUUACGCCAUGACGGGUUACCAUCCUUUUGGAGGUAUUAGAGAUCGUAAGACCAACAUCCUGGGCAACAAUGCAGUCAACCUCUCACUCGUAAAGAACCUUGAAGCUUUAAACCUCAUCGAGCAAUUGCUUAACCCCAAACCUAAUUUACGUCCUAGUGCAACUAAAGUGCUUCUCCAUCCUAUGUUUUGGGACUCCGAAAAGAGGCUUUUUUUUCUUCGGGAGGCUAGUGAUCGAAUUGAGCAUGAUAAAAACAUCUGGCAAAAACUGGAGUCUUCAGUAGCACCAAAAGUUAUAAAACAGAGUCACUGGGAUAGUAAGCUAAAUACGACCUUCAUAAAGCACAUCAAAAAUUUACCACAACGCAAACAGUCUCAUCGUCAGUACGACUAUACGAGCCUUCGCAACUUAUUAAGGUUAAUAAGAAAUACUCUGAGUCACCAAAGAGAAAUACUUGAUGAUCCAAACAUUCAGAACAUUGUGGGAAAGGUUCCAGAAAGGUUAGAUAGCUUCUUUACUGAUCCUUUCCCGGACUUGAUGAUGGAAAUCUACGCAUUCAUCUCUAAGCAUUGCAAGGGAGAAGAAGAGUUCCAAAAGUACUUCAACUAGUAGUAAAGUGCAAGUGGACAUUGUUAUUCUUUCUCCUUUGUGCUUUCUUAGAGUCGAGAAAAUGUUUUGUGAAAGUUUGCCCGUUUAUGUGAAGAAAUAAAUAGAGAUUAUGAUUUUAAAGCUAUACUCUUUAUCGUAUUGCUGAUAAUACUUGUAAGUUUGAAACGAAAAGGUAUAAAAACGUAUAUCUCAUUUUCUUUUCACUUAUAUUAUUUUAAAAACUUGCAAUGAUCACUUUUGUAGCCCUCUUCACGUGCUUGUACGCCAGAAAAUAACCAGCUCAAUGCUCUUAAGGUUUAGGGUUGUAAUGGAAAGAUUUUUCAAGUCCGGGAUGUUAAUUGAUACAGCAAAUUAAUCAAAUAUUCAAAUCCAAAAUUUUCGUGAAACUAAUCAAAGUAUUAGGGACUCUUAUGUAAAUAAGUUAGCUAUUUCCUUAUACGUAAAUUGUAGGCUAUUAGGAUUUAGGAUUAUAUGAUACUUUGUAUACUGUAUAUAUCUUCUUAAGAUCAAUAAGAAAAUUGGAACCUUCUCUUCUACCUUUGUCAUGGUAUUAGAGCGGCGAUCUUAUAGAAAGAAAAAAAACAGAGAACAGCAUAACAAGAAGAGGAUCAAACUGGAACAGAGUCCGAUGGUGGAAACGGAUCCUCUAUUUUCAAAUCUAACUACAUUUUUAAAAGAUUUUUCCGAUAUUUCGGAUACCCGAAGCCGAACCGAAAUAACUCAAACCAACCAGAUCCAAACAUAUAAAUAUCUGAAUGGGUUCUAGAAGUCUAAACCCAAAAUCCG
Arabidopsis lyrata subsp. lyrata is the source of this 3746-nucleotide messenger RNA. Its product is annotated as inactive serine/threonine-protein kinase/endoribonuclease IRE1-like. Gene Ontology annotation, cellular component: IRE1-TRAF2-ASK1 complex. Gene Ontology annotation, molecular function: ATP binding; RNA endonuclease activity; protein serine/threonine kinase activity. Gene Ontology annotation, biological process: protein phosphorylation; IRE1-mediated unfolded protein response; intrinsic apoptotic signaling pathway in response to endoplasmic reticulum stress. The record is from RefSeq and is a predicted model, not a curated record. Lineage: Eukaryota; Viridiplantae; Streptophyta; Magnoliopsida; Brassicales; Brassicaceae. Bases 996 to 2960 code for a protein of 654 amino acids. The transcript has 5 exons.